This is a messenger RNA of Schistosoma margrebowiei, 4122 nucleotides long. The record is from the annotation of a GenBank genome assembly. Lineage: Eukaryota; Metazoa; Platyhelminthes; Trematoda; Strigeidida; Schistosomatidae.
UGUAAGAUCCAUUUUGAAUGCUUUGUGUGUUCGUGAAAAUCCCUCCAUGUAUAUACUUGCACUUUGUUCCUAUUGAUUCUUUUAGUCGUACAAUGUUAACUUUUUGACUACAGUUGAAUUGUUAAUAUUUGUAUUUUAUUAUAGUUUUUGUUUUUACCACACCUUCACUAAUUCCCUAUGCUUCUUCCCGAACUGCACUUAUGUUGUUUUACUUUAUACUAAGUCUUGGCGGCAGCCAUUUUGGUUUGUUCCUGUUUGUGAUUGCUUGACCUGCGUUGACUGGGACUGUGCAUUUUUGUUGUGAAUUGAAGCACUCUUCCAGAAUUGAAAACACUCUGGGUUAUAGAGCGACCAAGUAUUACCUUUUGAACGAAUCUGUACGUGAUCUAUCCAGACAGGAUAGAAUAACAUUUAUUUGUGGUGAUUGGUAAUUUUCUUGCAUCCUUUAUCAACGUUCUUAUUUAUUAUAGUUUAGAGUUGAUCAAUUAAACAAUCAUUGGUUGGAUAGCUGAGUGGUUAUAUUUGUUUAGAACCGCUAUCUUACCCAAUUACUUUGUUUUGGUUUCAAUCGGGCGAGGGCGCGUAUCUAACUCAUCCAGACAGCUGUCCAGCAGUCCAAACGUAGUUUGGAUCUUACAGUUCUAAACAAAUAUUUGGUCGAAUUCGUUUGGCUUUCGUUUCGUUGAUUCCAAUCAUCGUCUCUGGGAAUAUCUGGUCGUUCGCUUCCGAUGCCAAACAAUCGUCGAAGGAAAUUAAGUCCAAGGCUUGUGGAUGUUAAAAGAGAUGAACAAAAGGAUGGAUCCCCUCAAUCAAAGCAAGUGCCUUCUGAUGCUUCUAUGUGUCAUGGUUCAUAUUCUAAUAGGGACGAUUGUAAUUAUAGUGAAUCUAGUUGUGAUAUAAUGUCAGAUGGCAUAGAAAACCUUAAUUUAGACGUGAAGCAAGCAAAAGACGUAAGGCCGUCGGCGUUUUUCAUAGGUCCAGAGUUACCAAAGGUUGAGUUAAGUUAUUUCGACGGUCAACCAAGAGGUUACUGGAAGUUUUUAAGGGAGUUUGAGACCUAUGUGGAAUCAAGGGUCAAGGAUGAUGGUCAACGCUUGCUUUAUUUGAUACAUUAUUGUAAGGGUAAAGCGAAAACAGCCAUUGAGGGUUGUGUUAUGUUGGAAGCCUCUUUUGGUUACAAAAAGGCCAAAGAAAUUCUAAAACGGUUGUUCGGACAGGCGCAUGUAAUCGCUCGGGAGACUUUAGAGGACUUAUUCAAAACUACAAAUGUUGAUUACAGUGAUCCUGAGCAACUAACAAAUCUAGCUAUUAGGAUGGAAAAUUGUUCUAUGGUUUUGAAACAGAUGAAGUAUACUGCCGACUUAAAUUCUUUAAUUACCUUAGAGAGAAUAGUAGGACUCUUACCUCAAGUUAUGCAAGCCCAAUGGGCGGACUGGGUAGAUGAAUUGACUGAAGAUAAUAGAGAACCGACCUUUGACGAGCUUACACAAUUUAUAGCAUCCCGCGCGAGGGUAGCUAAUAGUAGGUUUGGACGGUUAGCGAAUCGUCCGAGAAAGGGACACAACGUAAAGACAAAUUGUCACUUGCAAUUGGAGCAGGCGAAUAAUUCGAAAGAGAAAGCUAAAUGCAGUGUGUGUUCCCUAGACCAUGCUAUUUAUAAAUGUCCAAAAUUUUUAGCGCUUACCGUUCAAGAGAGAUGGUCUCACGCGAAGGUUAAUGGCAUCUGUUUUGUCUGCCUCAGGCAAGGGCAUAAAGUUAGUGAAUGUAAGCUGGCAAAACGUUGUAACGUUGAGGGUUGUGAAAGGAAACACCAUUCUUUGUUACACAGCGAGAGUGAGAAACCUGGUACCUCGAGUUGUUGCGGAUAUACUAAAUCACUAAUCAGUCAAGUGUGUUUAGGCAUGAUUCCCGUACGGUUGAAAUCGCGAAAAGCCGAGAUUGUGGGUUACGCUCUGUUGGACAACGGUUCUGAUGUGACACUGAUAAAAUCAAACUGUUUGAGGUCUCUCGGGCUGAGCGAAGACGAAGCAUCAGUGGUAGUUGAGACUGUGGGCGGUAUUAGAACAAUGAAGGUCACGAGUGCGCCUUUUGAGGUACAUUCUUUAGAUCAAUCUGAACAUGUUACUAUUGAAGGAGCUCUGGUUGUAGCGAGUAUACCAGGUCAUAAGCCAACAAAAUCAGCAAUGAACAACCUAGUUAAGUGGCCGCAUUUAAGUGAUGUGCCAAUAGAUAGCCUAGACUCUGAAGAAGUUUUACUGUUGAUUGGUUGUGACGUACCAGAAGCACAUUGGGUGUUAGACCAACGGUUGGGUGGAAGGAAGAACCCGUACGCUGUGAAAACGUUGCUGGGGUGGACGGUUUUCGGACCCGCGUCAUAUUCGGAACAUAGGAAAAGAGUUGUUAAUCAUACCAGUAAAUUACAGACUUUGGAGAACGAAAUACGUAAACUUUACGAUGUAGAGUUUUCUGAUGUUUAUUCAAAUGAUAAAUCAGUAUCACUAGAAGAUAGUGCAGCUAUAAGGAUUGUGGAAGAGGGCACACGCUUUGAAAAUGGUCAUUUUGUAGUUCCUAUACCAUGGAAAGUGAACCCAAAUAUGAAAGGGGGGAACUAUGAAGUGGCAAGCAGUAGACUACAGAGUUUGAAGCGUAGAUUGUUGAAGGAUGACAUUCUGUAUAUCAAGUAUACGAAAGGUAUUGAAAGUAAUUUUAUUAAGGGCUAUGCGGAGAAGAUCCCUGAAAUGCAAUUGCAACCUAGUUAUCGCCCCCGGUGGUACUUACCUCAUCAUGCAGUUAUAAACCCGAAAAAGCCAGAAAAACUGAGAGUGGUCCUAGACUGUGCCGCCAAAUUUGCAGGCGUUUCUCUAAAUGAUAUGAUUUAUCAAGGACCCGACACAACUGCUGAGUUAGUGUGUAUAUUAUUGCGUUUUCGCAAAGAAGCAGUCGCAAUCUCUGCGGAUGUUGAAGAAAUGUUCAUGCAAGUGAAGGUCCCUGAGUCUGAUCGAGGAGCUUUAAGAUUUCUGUGGUGGCAGGAGGGAGAUAUGUCGAGAGAACCUUCCGAGUUUCAAAUGACAUCUCAUCCAUUUGGUGCCAUAUCUUCGCCGUUUUGCGCGAACUUUGCCUUGAAUAAGACGGCCCAAAUAUUCUCUGAUGGGUAUGAUGGCUAUGUCGUAGAUGCUGUUAAAAAUAAUUUCUAUGUUGAUGAUUGCUUGAUAUCCUUUUCUACUUGUGACCAAGCAAAGAGUUUCGUUAAGCAGAUAAGUGAAUUAUUAUGUAGAGGAGGCUUCAAACUAAAGAAAUGGGUUACCAACUCGGAGGAGGUAAGGACCAUCUUGCCUGAUGUAUGUAAAGAGCAGUCCUUGAUAGAAAUGUCAACGAGUUACGACACUACUCAUCGAACCCUAGGUGUAGAAUGGGAUUUUAAACAAGAUGUAUUUAAGUUUUACUUUGAUACACCGGAAAGGCCUCUGACUAGGAGAGGUAUUCUAUCUAUAGUUUCUUCUCUGUUCGAUCCUCUGGGUCUAAUUGCUCCAGUCUGUCUUACUGCCAAACUGCUCUUGCAAAAAUUAUGUAAGUCCCAAAUAGGCUGGGAUCAGCCUCUGAACGAGCCAUACAUAUCCGCAUGGCUAAGCUGGGUAAAUUUUAUGCGUCAGAUAGGUCACGUCACGAUAGCUCGAGGUAUCAAGAGGAGAAUCGACGAACCCGACGCGAAAGUGGAAUUGCACUUGUUCAGUGAUGCUUCAGAGGUUGGUUAUGGAGCAGUUGCUUACGCACGAGUCAGUUAUUUGAAGGAACCACCAUAUUGUAUCUUGUUGUACAGCAAGUCUAGGGUAGCACCUAUCAGACAAGUCACUAUACCGAGACUUGAGAUGGCGGCAGCGGUGUUAAGUGUGAGGCUUAGUGAAGUAUUACGGAGAAGUCUGCCUAAUUUUUUCUGCAAAGUAAACUUCCAUACAGAUUCCAUGAUAGUGUUAUACUACAUUAAGAAUGUCGAGAACCGAUAUAGCACCUAUAUAGCCAACCGCCUCGCCGUGGUUCACCAGUAUACGAAGGUUGAACAAUGGAAUUAUGUAAAGUCGUCACACAAUCCAGCUGAUUGGACUUCAAGAGGUAUACAAAAAAUGA